Messenger RNA from Paramuricea clavata, 474 nucleotides. The record is from the annotation of a GenBank genome assembly. Lineage: Eukaryota; Metazoa; Cnidaria; Anthozoa; Malacalcyonacea; Plexauridae.
AUGGCAGAUUUAGCGAAACCGAGAAAGAUACGAGGAGGUCAUCGUGGUUAUUUAACGAAGAUACUCGCUCAAGUUACAGGGAUGUUAGAGAACUUCAACGAGGAACUUCGAAUUGAAGCUUCUCAGCUUAGGGAAGGUAUAGUUGACGCUGUAACAAUCAUACACAGACUCGAUGAUGAAAUUGUUGAGCUAAUUGCGAGCGACAAGGAUUUGACCGAAGAGGAUAUUAUGAAAGAGAUCGAGGAUGCAGGAAAAUUGAGAGCGGACGCUAGAAAGAUUGUGAAAAAGCUUGACGAGAAAUUGUGUGAGAAUAAUGUUACCUCCGUUGUGGAAUCAAGUGCUGGGUCAACGUCGAAUGAGUCGGCAACGACUGCGAGUAAAGUUCGAGCCAAGUUCCGAUAUUGGAAGUUAAAAGAUUUAAAGAGAACGUGUGCAAAUGGCAAGAGUUUUGGGACUCGUUCGAGAGUUCAGUAA